Messenger RNA from Triticum aestivum (bread wheat), 1555 nucleotides. RefSeq lists its product as uncharacterized. Lineage: Eukaryota; Viridiplantae; Streptophyta; Magnoliopsida; Poales; Poaceae. The coding region runs from base 137 to 1330 and encodes 397 amino acids. The record is from RefSeq and is a predicted model, not a curated record. The transcript is spliced from 2 exons.
ACCGGGGCCAACAAGAAAGAACCUAGAUCGAUCUGCUUAAUUUGUUAGUCUUUGGAAUCGAUAGAUCGAAGUCCUCGCGUACUGCAAACGCCCUCCAGCAAUCAUUACGGCUGCUUCCGCCACCGGCUCCGGCGGCAUGUCUCUGCCAGCGUCCAUGCCCGCUGAUUUGGUUGAGCUGGUCGGCCAGCGGGUGCUGGCCGGAGACCUGCUCGACUACGUCCGUUUCCGCGCCGUGUGUGCGCACUGGCGAUCCAGCACCAUCUGUCCACGCGGGCGUGGCAUCACUGAUCCGCGCUUCCAUCCGCGUCGGUGGAUGAUGCUGCCCGACGGCCAUGGACUCCACCUCAGAGAUGGCAGGAAGCGUUUCCUCAACCUCGACACCGGAGUAUUUGUCCGCCUUCGAGUUCCUCUUCUCGAGGACUAUGUCAUCCUCUGUCCGGUUGAAGGCCUUCUCCUCAUGCAGCUGCAAUACUUGCAAUACGGUGACCAACGCAACAACAUCUGCCUCCUUCACCCCUUCACAGGGGACGUCACAAGGUUCCCACCUAUCACGCAUCACACAAUAACCUUGGGAUCGAAUCCAGAUGGCAUGCUUUUUAAUUUUCUGCCUGGCAGCGCGACCGCCUCCUUGAGCAUUAGUGCCAAGGGAGUCGCCAUGAUGAUGAUGGUGCUUCCACGUACGCGUCACGUAGUCUUUGCUACCACCGACGACAAGCAAUGGAGCUUCUCAUCCUGGAGUUUUUCCCCAGAUGUGACCACCAUAUCAUCCCAGGGAAAACUUUACAUGCUGCAGAAGUCCAUGGAUACCGGUGGAGUACAGAUUUUCCAGGUCGACCCACCUCAUGAGAUGUCUGGGUUCAAUUCAUCUUCGUAUCUGCCUCUCAAGGUUAUCCCCGUAUGCACGACUCGGAUCCGCAACCCUUUCGGAUUAGUAGAAUGUGACUCGGAGAUCCUGCUCGUGGCUUACACGAGAGUUUAUAGAAUAGAGGAUCUUGUCCUAGAAAAAAUUGCCCCACUAACAAGCGUCGGAGAAAACGCUCUCUUGAUGAGUUUUGAAACAAGUCAGGGUGGCAUCGGAAGGAGCCUGAGUGUCAAUAUCAAGGCGAUGCCUACCAUUAGGGGUGACACUAUCAUACGUAAUAACCCCCUAGGUGACGAAUCACUUGGACAAUAUCACCUCGAUACUGGCACUUGGUCAACUAGAGAGGAGCGAUGCAUGAAAUAUGAUGGCCGGUUCUGUACUUGUAGCACUGUUCACCUCAUUAACCAUAUCUAUGGUGUCUGCCAUUGUCCUGUUAACUGGAACCCAGGCCGAAAGAGGCUUUGGUAGCUAGUGCCGGGUCGAGGGAGAUUAUGUUUGUGACAAGAUAAGUUUGGUGCUACUUGUUUUCUCUUCAUGGGAAGAUAAUUCACUUCAUUCGACAAUUAUAUGCAUAUGGCCAGCCUUUCUAUACGUGUAAGAUGUAGGAAAGAAAGUAGUAUUGAUCUUGAUUAUUAUAUCGUACACAUACGGGAUGAAUGAACCGAUUACCCCUGGCCCCUAUCAAUUGUUAUU